AUGAAGUCCGCUGCUAUUGUCGCCUUUGCCGCCGCCGCCAUGGUGGCUCCCGCUCUGCUCAAGAUGCUGCUGCUCUUGCUUCCCUCCUCCCUAGCUGCGCUGUACGUCACUUGCGCCUUGAACGCCAUCGGUCCCACUGGCUGCGUGGCCACUGAUGUGUCCUGCCUCUGCGCCAAUGCAAACUUCACUGCCGCCGCCACCCUGCAAAUCUGCCCCAAUGCUGCUGGUGCCGCUGCCGCUUCUGGCGCUGCCUCUGGAUCUUCAUCCGCUGUUGCUGUCGUUUCCAGCGCUUCUGUUGCUGCCUCGUCGUCGGUUGCUUCUGUUGUGUCCAGCGCUGUUUCGUCGGUUGUUUCCAAGGCUUCGCCUGUUGCUCCUAUUGCUACUGGUACUGCUGUACCUAAGCCUGUCAACGGCACUACUGUUACCAACGGCACUUCUUCUGCUGCUGGUGCUGCCAGCGCUACUACUUCCAAGCCUGCUUCGUACACUGGUGCUGCUUCGUCGGUCAGUGUUGGUCUUGGUCUUCUUGCCCUCGUGGGUUUCGCUGCUCUCUAA
Molecule: messenger RNA, 555 nt
Organism: Aureobasidium uvarum
Lineage: Eukaryota; Fungi; Ascomycota; Dothideomycetes; Dothideales; Saccotheciaceae
Source: the annotation of a GenBank genome assembly